AUGGCUUCCCCUAGCGUUCUCACCUUUGACGCUGAGGGUCGGGCAGUGGACUUUGAGGUCUGGGUAGAUGAUCUGCAGCUUUUCCUGCAGGGUGAUAGGGCAGACGGCCUCUCCCUGUUUGACCUCACUUCUGGUGCCUCUCCCGCCCCUGCUGCUGAUGCUCACGCCACUGUUUGCUCACAGUGGGCCACACAUGACGCUGCUGCUCGCCUUGCUGUGCGCCGCCACUUGCCGACCACAGAGCGUGCACACUUUAGCCAGUACAAGAGUGCUCACACCUUGUACGACGCUUUCGUUGCACGCUACUCUUCCCCUGCUACUGCUGCACUGAGCCGCCUCAUGCUACCGUACCUCUUCCCUAACCUUGCUGCCUUUCCCACAGUCGCUGACCUUAUAACGCACCUCCGCACUAGUGACACUCGCUACCGCGCUGCGCUUCCUGCUGAGUUCUGCGCCAAGAACCCCACCCCCCAUCGGGUGACCCUGUUGGUUUUGAGUCGGUCGGCGCUGCGUCUGCCCCGAGCGGGAGACGCCGCACCGGCAAGGGCAAGGGGGGCAAGGGCACUCGAGGAGCUCGAGGGGGCGGUGGAGGUGGUGGUGGAGGCGGUGGAGGGAGUGGGAGUGGUGGUGAGAGUGGUGCCAGGGGUGGCGGCGGCGGCGGCAGCAGUGGAGGCGGCGGAGGCAGUGGAGGUGGCGGAGGGAGCGGAGGCGGCGGAGGUGGUGGAGGAGGCGGAGGUGGAGGAGGCGGCGGAGGCGGCGGAGGCAGCGGCGGGGAAGGCGGCGGCGGCGGACGCGGCGGCGGCGGAGGCGGCGGCGGCGGACGCGGCGGCAGCGGAGGUGGCGGCGGCGGAGCGGCGGUGGUGGAGCGAGUCGCGACUCUGCGCAAAGGAGUGGCGCCGGUGGUGGUCAGCGCCACCAGCAGCAGCGGAGUGGUGUGACCCUGUCCCCUCAGCAGCUUCGAGACUGUGCGGAGGCCCACACUCCACCCGGCGCCGCUUUGGUCGCCUCACAGACGCGUGGCGUCGCCAGUUCCCUAAGGCGUCAGAGAUCCCUCGCUGGGGAGAUCUGGCUAAGGCCGGGGUUGCUAUCUUUGAUCUUGACUUUGAUGCUAUUCUUGCUGCCAUGUAUGCAGUUGCUGAUAGUGUUGAGGGUGCCUAUUACCUGUGUGUACCGCCUGACCCGGGCAUUGAGGCUGCUGCGCUAGUUCUUGGUGAGGCUGCUGCUCUAGGUGCUAGUGCCUCUACAGCCCCAGGUGCCAAUGCGUCUACCGCCCCAGGUGCUGUUGAGUCUGCUCUCUUAGGUACUACGUCGGCUCAGGCCUUCCACACCUUCACCCUGGACUCGGGUGCGUCCCGCUCCUUCUUUCGAGACCGCACCACUCUUACGCCGCUGAGUCGGCCGGUUGCACUCUCCCUUGCAGACCCCUCUGGGGGUCCUGUCCUUGCUAGCUUCUCCACUGUCCUUCCGUGCCCUGCAGCCCUCUCUGGCACCCUGUCUGGUCUCUACCUCCCCUCGUUCUCUACAAACUUGGUGAGUGGAGCAGACCUACACGAUCAAGGGGUUGACCAGUUCACUCCUCCGAGUCAGCGAGUGACCCACUGCACGUGUGCUCGGACAGGCCGACACUUGGCCUCGUUCACCCGUAGGCCAGGGUCGAGCCUGUACACCCUUACUACUGAGUCUCCUCCUACUUCUGAGUCUGCCCAGGUAGCUGCGUCGAUUCAGGUGUUUGCUGCGGCAUCCAGGUCUGGUCCUAAAUCUGCCCCCUGCUCGUGUCGUCUGGUGUCCCACCAGACUCUCCUUUGGCACCACCGCCUUGGUCACCCCUCCUUGCCUCGUCUCCGAGGCAUGGCCUCCCGUGUCCUUGUCUCUUGUCUUCCUCGGUCUCUCCCUCCCCUUCCUCCGAAGCCUGGCCCUACCUGCGUCCCCUGCGUCGAGGGGCGACAGCGCGCCGCCCCUCACUCCUCCGAGUUUCCUUUGACAGAGGCUCUGCUGCAGACUCUACACAUGGACAUGUGGGGCCCAGCCCGCGUCAGUGGGCAGGGGAGAGAGCGGUACUUUCUGCUGGUCGUUGACGACUACUCGCGUUACACCACAGUCUUCCACUUGCGCAGCAAGGGUGACGUCACAGAGGUGUUGAUUGACUGA
Molecule: messenger RNA, 2148 nt
Organism: Closterium sp. NIES-65
Lineage: Eukaryota; Viridiplantae; Streptophyta; Zygnematophyceae; Desmidiales; Closteriaceae
Source: the annotation of a GenBank genome assembly